Mucor velutinosus is the source of this 624-nucleotide messenger RNA. RefSeq lists its product as uncharacterized. The record is from RefSeq and is a predicted model, not a curated record. Bases 1 to 624 code for a protein of 207 amino acids. Gene Ontology annotation, molecular function: coenzyme A diphosphatase activity. Lineage: Eukaryota; Fungi; Mucoromycota; Mucoromycetes; Mucorales; Mucoraceae. The transcript has 4 exons.
AUGCUAUCUCGUUCAGUUCCAAUCGUUUUUGAUACAACAACACUUUCACUGUUCUCAAAAAGACUACUCAAUUCACCUCAAUUCAAGCUGAAUUAUAAACCGAACGUGAAAGAUGCGGCAGUGCUUGUGCCUUUAUGUGUCGUUGAAGGAAAACCUAGCAUCCUAUUCACAGUAAGAAACAUCAAUAUGAGAACGCAUAGCGGCGAGAUAAGUUUCCCUGGUGGUAAAACAGAUGAAAGCGACCCCUCAACACAGUUUACUGCGUUGCGAGAGACAAAGGAAGAGAUUGGCAUAGACACUGAAUCAAUAGAUAUCUUGGGCUGUUAUUCAGCAUUGCCCAACAAAACAGGAUCGCUCAAAGUGUAUCCCUAUGUGGGAUUUAUCAAGGAUCAAGUAGACCUCACAAAAUUCAACCCUGAUGAAGUGUCGAGUGUAUUUACAUUGCCCAUCGACUACCUGAUACAGCCAGAAGUGAGACAGCUCAAGCAAUUCCGUGAGAGCAAGAUGAAGUAUACAGAAUUCAAGGUGCCAGAUCAUAUAGAAGGCGAAAAGCAAAUUUGGGGGUUGACCUCCUUCAUCUUAGACGGGGUCUUACGCAAGAUUAUGCCAGAGCAUUAUCCCUAA